Molecule: messenger RNA, 3019 nt
Organism: Silurus meridionalis
Lineage: Eukaryota; Metazoa; Chordata; Actinopteri; Siluriformes; Siluridae
Gene: me2
Product: malic enzyme 2, NAD(+)-dependent, mitochondrial
Exons: 15
Coding region: 176-1921 (581 amino acids)
Biological process (GO): pyruvate metabolic process; malate metabolic process
Cellular component (GO): mitochondrion
Molecular function (GO): NAD binding; malate dehydrogenase (decarboxylating) (NAD+) activity; malate dehydrogenase (decarboxylating) (NADP+) activity
Source: RefSeq, a predicted model, not a curated record
GAAAUGCGCAUGCGCAGAAACGCAACACGAGACUUCGCUGGAAGUCAGAUCGCUGUUUGCGUCACGCGCCGGAACCGAUAACAACGCCGACAGCGCGCGCAGUGACACCGAGUGCAUUAUUUCAUUUAUUCAUCAAAGAACCGACAUCAGACCAGGCGCGUGAAGGUGUGUCACCAUGUUGUCAAGGCUGCGUGUGAGUGUGUGGCCGUGUGUGAGAGUGUGUCGCUGGACUCACACUAAAGAGAAGGGCAAACCACUGAUGCUCAACCCACGCACCAACAAGGGCAUGGCCUUUACACUGAAGGAGAGACAGGUUCUGGGACUUCAUGGUCUGCUGCCACCGAAGAUUGAGACUCAGGACUUGCAGGCCAUGCGCUUUCAGAGGAACUUGAGGAAGAUGUCUGACCCCCUGCAGAAGUAUAUCUAUCUGAUGGGGAUUCAGGAGCGUAAUGAACGUUUGUUUUAUCGAGUGUUAAUGGAGGACAUUGAAGCUCUGAUGCCCAUCGUGUACACGCCCACUGUGGGGCUCGCGUGCACCCAAUACGGACACAUCUUCCGCAGGCCCAAAGGUUUAUUUAUCUCCAUUAUGGAUCAGGGACAUGUUCGUUCUAUCUUGGACAACUGGCCAGAAACUAACGUGAAGGCCGUGGUGGUAACAGAUGGUGAGAGGAUUCUUGGACUGGGAGAUCUGGGAGUGUAUGGAAUGGGAAUUCCUGUAGGGAAACUGUGUUUGUACACUGCCUGUGCUGGAAUCAGACCAGAGAGCUGCCUGCCUGUGUGUAUCGAUGUGGGGACAGAUAAUGAGAAGUUGCUAAAGGACCCGUUCUACAUGGGCUUGUACCGGCGGCGUGAACGCUCACAGAGGUACGAUGAUCUGAUUGAUGAGUUCAUGGAGGCAGUGGUGGAUAAAUACGGCCAGGACACACUCAUCCAGUUCGAGGACUUUGGCAACCACAACGCCUUCCGCUUCCUGAAGAAGUACAGACACCGUUACUGCACCUUCAACGAUGAUAUCCAGGGCACUGCAGCAGUAGCCCUGGCUGGUUUGUUGGCAGCACAGCGUGUGGUGGGCAAAGCAAUCACUGAACACACUGUUCUGUUUCUGGGAGCUGGAGAGGCAGCUCUGGGUAUCGCUAAUCUGAUCGUCAUGGCAAUGAUGGAGGAAGGAUUGAGUCAGACAGAAGCACGCAAGAAGAUAUGGAUGUUUGACAAAGAUGGUCUCCUUGUUCAGGGCAGAUCCCAGUCCACAGACAGUAAUCAGGAAGCGUUUGUUCACCCGAGUCCUGGAGAUGUAAAGAGUUUUCUAGAUGCUGUUAAUGUCAUUAAACCCACAGCCAUCAUCGGCGUGGCAGGGGCGGGGCGUCUCUUUACUCAUGAUGUCGUCAGAGCGAUGGGGUCGUUAAAUGAGCGGCCAAUUAUCUUCGCUCUCAGCAACCCGACUGCUAAAGCUGAGUGCACUGCAGAGGACGCGUAUAGCCUCACACAGGGACGGUGUUUGUUUGCCAGUGGCAGUCCGUUUAGUCCUGUAACUCUGGAUGAUGGCAGAAUGCUCAUUCCAGGACAGGGAAACAAUGCUUACAUAUUCCCAGGUGUGGCUCUGGCUGUGAUCCUCAGUGGAGUCAGACACAUCAGUGAUACAGUGUUCCUGGAAGCUGCGAAGACCUUGGUAGAGCAGCUGACUGAUGAGGAAUUGAGUCAGGGUCGGCUUUAUCCUCCACUGUCCAACAUCAGAGAGGUGUCUGUGCAAAUGGCUGUCAAGGUGGUGGAGUACCUGUACAGUAAGGGCAUGGCGUUCCGGUACCCAGAGCCAGUGGAUAAGGAGGCGUAUGUCAGAUCCGUGGUGUGGAACACGCAGUACGACUCGUUUCUUCCUGACACCUACGAAUGGCCUGGAGUCUCCUUCAGCCCCAUCCUGGACUAAUCCUCACACACGUCUUCAUGGCCCUCAGUAACGCUCCUCCUGACCGUCUGAAUUUACAGCUUCAUUAGUGAAGAAACACUCCGGCUGUGUCUGUGUGUAAUACAUAUAUAUAUACACACACACACACACGCCCCUGAUACACACAGUCCAUCACAAAGUCUUGUGUAAUGCACAUCAUCUUCCAGUAAGCUGUUAGCUAUCACACUUAACCCUCCACUAGCCUGUUUCACCAAUCUCCAUCCCACACACUCCUGAUAGCAUCAUCAUCAUCAUCAUCCAUCUCCAUCCCACACACUCCUGAUAGCAUCAUCAUCCAUCUCCAUCCCACACACUCCUGAUAGCAUCAUCAUCCAUCUCCAUCCCACACACUCCUGAUAGCAUCAUCAUCAUCAUCAUCCAUCUCCAUCCCACACACUCCUGAUAGCAUCAUCAUCAUCAUCAUCAUCAUCCAUCUCCAUCCCACACACUCCUGAUAGCAGCAUCAUCCAUCUCCAUCCCACACACUCCUGAUAGCAUCAUCAUCCAUCUCCAUCCCACACACUCCUGAUAGCACCAUCAUCAUCCAUCUCCAUCCCACACACUCCUGAUAGCACCAUCAUCAUCCAUCUCCAUCCCACUCACUCCUGAUAGCACCAUCAUCCAUCUCCAUCCCACACACUCCUGAUAGCAUCAUCAUCAUAAUUAAAAGAAUUGUGUAAUGAGCACCAACACACACUGUGUGUGUGUGUGUGUGUGUGUGUGUGUGUGUGUGUGUGUGUGUGUGUGUGUGUGCUUUAGUCUCACAGCCUCUGUGACUUGACUCAGUUCAGCACUGUGAGUGAGUGAGGUGCAUUAAACAUGAAAUGUGACAGAGGAAUGGAGAUGAUUGUGGUGGUGAUGAUGAUGAUGAUGAUUGUGGUGAUGGUGAUGAUGAUGAUGAUGAUUGUGGUGAUGAUGAUGAUGAUGAUGGAGAUGGUGAUGAUGAUGAUGAUGAUUGUGGUGAUGAUGAUGAUUAGUGUUAGUUUUAUAGUUUGGAUGUUUUGUGAUUUGUCUGAAUUUAUUUGAUUUCAGUUGCUUUGUAUAAAAUUAUUUGCCGUAUGAAUAAACACAAAUUAUGUG